ACCAGCCCAGCCAGCCAGCCAGCGGCGGAAAAUAAAAAUAUAUAUGAAUUAAAUUGGUAUAUAAUCGCACCGUACCCUCUCUCUCGCAGUCGCACGCCACGCCUGAUCCAGAAUAGGGGGUGAGAUGAUGACCUCUGUGUACGGCUGCGCAGAGUGCGGAGCCGACCUCAAUCUCAGCUCCGACCACCUCUACCCGCCGGACUUCUUCUUCGAGGCCGGCAACAAGGGCUCCCUCUCUUUCUCCACCAUCGACACCGCCAAAUUUAAUUUCGAGAAGGAGGACAAACUCAGGCCCUUCUUCGAGACCCUUAAUUACUGGGGAAUCCAGAGGCGUCGGACCAAGAUCAAGUGCAACCACUGCGGUUACCUCGUCGGCUACAUCUACGACGACGGCCCUCCUCUCACCGGCGGCACCGGCCAGUUCCAUAUGGGUCCCAGCCAGGUCAUCCCUAGGGCACCCAGAUACCGUUUCAAGAUCAAGUCCCUUCGGAUCAACUCCUGAGCUUUGGAAAAGCAUCCAAUAGGGAAGCUCUGCCUUCUGAUCAUACAUGCAGCUUUCCCUCUUUUCUUUGUUUGAGACGAUGCUGUCUUAGUUACAUACCGUUGUAGAACAUUUACUUUGUAUACAUAUUGUUGACAACGGUGAAUGUUGCUUUGAUAAUGCUUGUCUUCCAUCUGAGUUCUCGGUGCAAACCUUUGUUGUUGGGUAUUCUAAGCGAUCAAUUUCCUUAACCCCUUGGUUUCAUCUUCUACCAGUCAAAAGUGUUGUGUUACCCAUCUGGUAUUAUAGAGGAAAGGAAGUAGAAAAGGCUUGUGUAGAUGAAUGCCCAUCUUCUGCUAGUACAAGUUAGCUGGAGGGUUGGUUGUAUUAGUAGUUUGCCAAUGCUUCUUUCUUAGACCAUCGCCUUGUGUAUGGAUCUCUCAAAUGGAUUGCUGCCAGUUCAGCAUCUUAUCCUCGUGAAGCACUUUGAUAAUCAACAUGGGGAUUGCAACCCUGGAAACUUAGGAUGGUUUCAGGAUGAUCAACAAACCUCCAGCUUCUGUUCCUAGGCUUGAUUCUUGCAGGAGUAUGACGAGACAAGAGACUUUGAAUUUCUGGAGGCAAAAACUGAUCGUCAAGAACAUCACCUCAUUGAUGCAUUCAAGGCUGCUGCAAAUACCAUGGCCCUCCAUCUCACCGAGAUUGAGUACAAGCAAUUCGAGGAGUUGUUGAAGGAUGAUGAUUGUGGUGGUAUAGAGAGAUCCCUCUUAAGUCUUUUAGAAGUGAGGACAACAACACUGCAUCACUCCUGGCAUUUGGGAAAUGGGUUGGGAGGGAAAGGGGAGGAUGUAGCAGAGGGAGAGAAAGGGAACGGCAGUGAAGCUCCUCCAACCAUGCUAGCGUUGACAGGGACAGGGGACGCUGGUGGUAACCGCGGUGGCAGUGGGGUUGAGACGAUUGUUAAUCCACAUAUACGGGGAAUUCUUGAUGCAGGGGUCUACAGUCUUCUCGAUUUUUUGCUUUCAAAUUGCUGGCUGUUCUAGGGUUACUUCAUUAUGUGUUGCUUUACCUCAUGUUUCCUUAACUGCUUCUAUGGGGAUUGGAUGCUGAUGGGACUAACUUGAAGCCCAAGAUCAUUCUGGUGAGCUCCAUUUCUAAUGCUCUCAAGGUAAUCUUGCAACUGGAAGAAUUUGGUCUCCAUUUCUAAUGCUCUCAAGCAAUGGUUCAUCUCCUAUGCACAAAAAAUCUCGAUAUGAAAGUGACUUAUACACCGUUCCACAAAGAAUCAUUUAGUAAGAAAAUGAUUACUUAGUGCUGAUGAUAGCGACGAGAAUGAAUUUAAGAGUCCUUUCGAAAAGCACGUAGUAAGUUUACGUUACAUAUUGAUCUAUUAAAUUGAGAAUGUGUGUUUGUUUUCAUGUGUAGCUUUAAUUUUAACACUGAUUUGUGUGUUUGUUUUCAUAUGUAGCUUUAAUUUUAACUGUGAGUUGUAGGUCAUGAAAGUGGAGGGCCUAGAAGAAUUUAUAAAAUCUGCAAAAUACAGUUGAAGACUUGUUUUAUGUUAUUAAAGAGAAGGCUGGAGACACGAAAUGAGACAAUUUGGUCUUUAUUGAAUUUGUUCACGAAAACGUACAAAGACAAUAUUUGAGUUUGGUCAUUAGCGAGAGUAGCUGGAUUUGCUCAUCCACAAGUACUAUACUGCUACGACUUUGGUAUGGAUUGUGCAUUAUUUUUGUUAUGAUUUACGAGAAUUUUGUGGUUGAUUGUUGGUUUGUAGGUAGUGAAUUUGUGUGCAAAGGCACUAACAAUAUGUGAAAAACAUGAGAAUAAAGAUCCAAAUGUGGUAUUUGCCAAAUAUGUUUUCGGUAAGAGGC
Molecule: messenger RNA, 2355 nt
Organism: Linum tenue
Lineage: Eukaryota; Viridiplantae; Streptophyta; Magnoliopsida; Malpighiales; Linaceae
Source: the annotation of a GenBank genome assembly